Daldinia decipiens is the source of this 1120-nucleotide messenger RNA. RefSeq lists its product as uncharacterized. The transcript is spliced from 4 exons. The record is from RefSeq and is a predicted model, not a curated record. Lineage: Eukaryota; Fungi; Ascomycota; Sordariomycetes; Xylariales; Hypoxylaceae. The coding region runs from base 287 to 967 and encodes 226 amino acids.
GGAGGAACGAGUGUAUCCACACCUACGAGGCUCGAUCCUCUGCCGGUUUGUCAGAUUUAAGUUCAAUUUAUACCUGCCUCUUCUAAAAAUGUAAGCUAGCACAGCAUAAACCUUCAAUAGCAUUUCCAAAAUAUGUCUACUCUCAGUCAUCCCGCGAUGUGAGUGAGCGGUGAGACAUCAGUCCCACACCAUGAUAGGACAUAAGGCGCAAACCUCCCCCCGAUGUCUGUAAGUGUUACCCAAGUUAUGCAUCCCUUCAGUUCGGCGGACAAGCGGUUUCAUCAUUAUGGCGCUUGGCUGGCAACUCUGGCUUUCGCCACGCCCACUGAGACGUACGGAUACUCCUCUUGGGCCUCGCAUGCUCUCUCCAAACGAUGCGGCACUCUAUGAGUUCUUCUACAACGAUGAGGGUCAUCUUAUUGUGAGGGAGACGCACUACGCCGAGAACCAGGUCGUCCGAGAUGGAUUGUCUGGGCCGCCACUGCAUAUCCAUCUACGGCAAACUGAGUUCUUCCAAGUCGAACAGGGCACAUUGGCAGUUACCAAGAAUGGGAAGGAAUAUGUACUCACCAAGGACGAUGGCAUUCUGAAAAUCUCCCCUGGCACUCGUCAUCGAUUCUGGGCACAUAGUUCCACCCAAGAAGACCUUAUCUUCAAGGUUUGGGCUGAGCCGCAAGAAUUUGAGCAUGCUUUUGAUGAAAACUACCUGCGCAACGCCUUGGGAUAUCUUCGAAACUGCCAAGAAGAAAAUAUUAAACCUUCCAUCUUUCAGAUGGCAUUGCUCGGUUGGAGUAGUGACACUAUAUUCGUCACUCCCCCUUUCUGGGUUCCUAUAUGGAUCCUGCGGUUAAUCCAGUAUAUGAUAGGCUGCGUUGUAGGACAAAUCCUGCUAGGGUAUAGAGUAACAUAUCCCGAAUAUAACAUAAAACCACGAGAAGACACUCGCGUUUUGAAGAAACAGAAGUAAAGGCUGUGUCAAUAACAUGAUAGUUAACAGCUGUUAGGGUUAUAGUAUCAGAGCUAUUUCCCUAGGGUCUUAACGGAGUUUACUUAUUGAAAUGAGUCUUGACAAAUUAUUUUCUCGCGAUGACUUUAAUAAUACAUUAUACUCUUCAUCCAG